Messenger RNA from Linepithema humile (Argentine ant), 666 nucleotides. Its product is annotated as cancer-related nucleoside-triphosphatase homolog. NCBI's taxonomy places the organism in Eukaryota, Metazoa, Arthropoda, Insecta, Hymenoptera, Formicidae. The record is from RefSeq and is a predicted model, not a curated record. Gene Ontology annotation, molecular function: ATP hydrolysis activity.
GAGACCCAACGUAAACAACGCGGCGAGUCAUGGAAACUGGCGGCGCAUCGCGGCCGCUGCACGUACUGCUUACCGGUCCACCAGGUAUAGGAAAAACUACAGUAUGCAAGAAGGUUGCAUCUGCACUGGAAAAAAAUGGCAGCAGGUUCGACGGGUUUUACACAGAGGAAGUGCGAGAUCAAAGCGGCUCCAGGAUUGGCUUCGACGUUGUGAGAGUAACAGAUCCCGGAAGGAGAUUGUCCCUGGCACGAUUGAAAAGCUUAACAGAGGCGCAAAAGGACUCCAAGUAUCAAGUAGGAAAUUAUCGUGUCUUCCUGGACAAUUUCGAGGCAGUAGCGCUUUCGACAUUGGAUUCGGAUACUGAUAUAUUGUUCAUCGACGAAAUCGGCAAGAUGGAGUUGUUCAGCAAAGACUUCAAGAAGAGAGUAGCGGACGUGUUGCUUGGUUCUUUUAAGAAAGCAUUCGUGAUCGGGACAAUUCCGCAGAUACACAAAGUGCCACAACAGCACGCGAUGCUAUUCGAGAAGCUGCACGCAGACGCACGAAUCAAGAUUAUAAACGUGUCCCAUGGAAAUCGGAAUAGCUUGCCGGAGGAAAUUAUGCGUUACUUUUCAAAAUUUGUGCGGUUGAAUACUCACCCAUAGCUUCUAGAUUAAUCAUAUCGGC